AUGGAUUCGCGCCGCUCUGCCACCCUUUUCGGGGUCCCAAUGAAGCACCUCACCUUGCUCACUUUGACUUUCCAGAAUUCCGCCUUGAUCUUGAUCAUGCACUAUUCACGAAUCAUGCCUACCGUUGAUGGCCAGCGGUACUAUACCUCGACCGCCGUGUUUCUCAAUGAAGUCAUCAAACUCGCCAUUUCGCUCACCAUGGCUCUCUACGAUCUUUCGCAAGACAUGCCGUCUUCCUCGUCUGCAACCGCACUAUUCACCGAGCUCAUACGCCGUGUCUUCACGGGCGACAGCUGGCGUUUGGCCAUACCCGCCAUGCUCUACACCCUGCAAAACUCUCUACAGUACGUGGCUGUGAGCAACCUGGAUGCAGCAACCUUCCAAGUCACGUAUCAAUUGAAGAUCUUGACUACCGCCAUCUUUAGUGUCACCAUGCUUGGACAAACCCUGGGUUUGAGAAAAUGGUCCUCGUUAUUCUUGCUCACGACAGGAGUGGCCGUUGUCCAAAUUCCUGCUAGCUCCAGCCCAGCCAUACCCACCUUCAAAGACCUAAGACAAGCCAAUGCAGGGCUUCAUUUUCCUCGGACAAUCCAAGAAAUGCGCGACAUGGGAAGCAGUGCUGCCGAGAAGCUGGUGAAGAGAUCUGCCACGUAUGAGGGCAUCGACAAGGACUUUGCAAUGCAACACCCUCAGCUCAAUGCUUCAAUCGGUCUAGCCGCCGUCUUGGUUGCUUGCGUAUUAUCCGGCCUGGCCGGCGUCUAUUUUGAGAAGGUCCUCAAAGAUUCUAGCAGCAAGACUUCUCUUUGGAUCCGAAACGUGCAACUAUCCUUCUACUCAUUGUUUCCAUCGCUCUUCAUCGGAGUCAUCUUCAAUGAUGGCGCUGACAUUGCAAAACACGGCUUUUUUUCAGGCUACAACUGGGUGGUAUGGAGUGCCGGCCUUUUGCAGGCUAUCGGUGGUGUUCUCGUGGCUUUGGUUGUCAACUAUUCUAACAACAUCGCGAAAAAUUUUGCCACGAGCAUGAGCAUAGUGAUCAGCUUCUUAGCAAGCGUGUGGUUCUUCCAUUUCAAGAUCACCACCAGUUACUUGAUCGGAACUGCAAUCGUUCUUCUGGCUACCUAUUUGUGGACUAGUGAUCAUGGGCCUCGUCCUUUGAAGAUUGUGGUUGCUGAAUACGAGAAGACCACCAUCGGCCACGAACAGCCAUACAGUGAUAACAGAGGCACCCCAAAUACAGCGUCAAGACCAAGCUUUAAGGAAGCUCUGACGACUAGCAGACCAAGCACUCCAGUCAAUUUCGAACGUCGUGGAGGUGGGUUCAAAAGAGAAGAAUGA
Aureobasidium melanogenum CBS 110374 is the source of this 1335-nucleotide messenger RNA. Its product is annotated as nucleotide-sugar transporter. Bases 1 to 1335 code for a protein of 444 amino acids. Gene Ontology annotation, cellular component: Golgi membrane. The transcript has 4 exons. NCBI's taxonomy places the organism in Eukaryota, Fungi, Ascomycota, Dothideomycetes, Dothideales, Saccotheciaceae. Gene Ontology annotation, biological process: pyrimidine nucleotide-sugar transmembrane transport. The record is from RefSeq and is a predicted model, not a curated record. Gene Ontology annotation, molecular function: UDP-galactose transmembrane transporter activity.